GCAAUGGCUGCUUCCUGUGUCCUCUUGCAUACUGGGCAGAAGAUGCCCCUAAUUGGACUGGGCACCUGGCAGAGUGAGCCUGGCCAGGUGAAAGCAGCCAUUAAAUAUGCCCUGAGUGUUGGCUACCGUCACAUUGACUGUGCUGCUAUCUAUGGCAAUGAGACUGAGAUCGGAGAGGCCCUGAAGGAGAACGUGGGACCAGGCAAGGCAGUGCCACGUGAGGAGCUGUUUGUGACAUCCAAGCUGUGGAACACCAAACACCACCCUGAGGAUGUGGAGCCUGCCCUUCGGAAGACGCUGGCUGACCUCCAGCUGGAGUAUUUGGAUCUGUACCUGAUACACUGGCCUUAUGCCUUUGAGCAAGGAGACAACCCCUUCCCUAAGAAUGCUGAUGGCACUAUUCACUAUGACUCCACCCACUACAAGGAGACCUGGAAGGCUCUGGAGAAGAUGGUGGCCAAGGGACUGGUGCGGGCACUGGGCCUGUCCAACUUCAACAGGCGACAGAUUGAUGAUGUGCUCAGCGUGGCCUCUGUGCGCCCUGCUGUCCUGCAGGUGGAAUGCCACCCAUACCUCGCUCAGAAAGAGCUGAUUGCUCACUGCCAUGCCUGUGGUCUGGAAGUGACUGCUUAUAGCCCUCUGGGCUCCCCUGAUCGUUCUUGGCGAGACCCUAAUGAACCGGUCUUGCUGGAAGAGCCAGUGGUCCAGGAACUGGCUAAAAAAUACAACCGAUCUCCAGCUCAGGUCUUGAUCAGGUGGCAGGUCCAGCGGAAAGUGAUCUGCAUUCCUAAGAGUAUCACUCCUUCCCGAAUCCUUCAGAACAUUCAGGUAUUUGACUUCAGCUUCACCCCAGAAGAGAUGAAGCAGUUAGAUGCUCUGAACAAAAAUUGUCGAUACAUCGUGCCCAUGCUUGUGGUGGAUGGGAAGCGAGUCCCGAGAGAUGCUGGGCACCCUCUGUACCCUUUUAAUGACCCAUACUGAGGCCACAGCUUCCUGGAAUCCUGCCAGCUCUCUGGCUAUAAGGUCCCAACAUUCCCAGAAAGGAAAUUAUUAAAGCUGUUGGAGGAUCCAUA
Elephantulus edwardii (Cape elephant shrew) is the source of this 1073-nucleotide messenger RNA. It is a transcript of the gene AKR1A1, whose product is annotated as aldo-keto reductase family 1, member A1 (aldehyde reductase). Bases 4 to 981 code for a protein of 325 amino acids. The transcript has 8 exons. Gene Ontology annotation, molecular function: aldose reductase (NADPH) activity. NCBI's taxonomy places the organism in Eukaryota, Metazoa, Chordata, Mammalia, Macroscelidea, Macroscelididae. Gene Ontology annotation, biological process: aldehyde catabolic process. Gene Ontology annotation, cellular component: cytosol. The record is from RefSeq and is a predicted model, not a curated record.